UUCUGUGAAAAAAGCUGUCUAAUACUUUUAUUUGACAUCCGCUUCCCAAAUUGUCUUUUGAACCUGUGGGCUAGAGCGUGUCAAAAUGGCGAGAAAAAAAUCCGAUGAAAGAAAUAGUCAAAAUGAUGAAAAUUCAAAGAAUGAGAAUGAGUUCUCUUCAAAUGAGGAUGAACCAAAUUUCAGUGAUCCGGAGGGAUAUGUUGACGAUAUUUCAGACGAAGAAUUGGUCGGAGAUAUUCUGAAGCAGAAACCAAAGGAAACAGAUGGAGUUGAGAGUGUGAUCGUUGUUGAUGGUGUGCCCCAAGUUGGACCUAAUCGUAUCGAAAAAUUGAAAACUGUCAUUAACAAAAUUUUUGCAAAGUUUGGUAACAUAGUGAACGAGUUCUAUCCAGUAAACGCAGAGGGACAUACUAAGGGUUACAUAUUCAUUGAAUAUUCUUCGCCUGUUCACGCUGCAGAAGCCGUAAAACUGAGCAAUAAUUUCAAACUCGACAAGCAGCACACUUUCCAAGUGAACUUGUUUACCGAUUUUGCCAAGUAUGAGCAAAUUCCCAACAAAUGGGAACCGCCAGAGCCUCAGCCUUAUCAAGGUCAAGCUGAUCUGCAUUACUAUUUGUUGGAGCCUGAUGCAUAUGAUCAGUUUGGUGUUGUUACUGCAUCCGGACAAAAUGUCCAGAUUUGGCAGAAUAGUCAGCCAGAACCGACGAUCAUUGAAAAUAGAAACAGCUGGUCCCAGACUCAUAUCAAGUGGUCUCCAUUGGGCACUUUCUUGUCCACUUUCCAUAAGUUGGGUAUUGCACUUUGGGCUGGACCUAAUUUCUCCCAAUACAAAAAGUUUGCACAUCCCAAUGUACAGUGGAUUGACUUUUCACCUUGUGAGAAGUACUUGGUAACAUUUUCUCCUCAGGGGGAUCCUCACAAUCCUGAGAUGAAAAAAAUUAUUAUUUGGGACAUCAGAACUGGCCUUGAAAAACGUUCUUUCAACCCAGAAGGAACCUCUACAUGGCCCAUUUUCCGGUGGUCUCAUGACGACAAGUAUUUUGCUAGGAUAGGACAAAAGAAUGAUUCUUUACAAGUAUACGAGACACCUUCGUUUGGCUUGUUAGACAAAAAAUCCAUCAAGAUAAAUGGAAUAAAGGAUUUCAAUUGGUCCCCAACUGACAACAUCAUCGCGUACUGGGUUGCUGAAGACAAGGAUGUGCCAGCCAGCGUAACAUUAUUGGAGUUACCUAACAGGAACGAAAUAAGAAAAAAGAACCUGUUCAAUGUUGCCGAUUGCAAAAUACACUGGCAGAAGUCCGGAGAUUACCUUUGUGUCAAAGUAGACAGGUACACCAAGUUUCGUAAAGAGAAAUCGGAGUUGAAAUACUCCGGAAUGUACUGCAAUUUUGAGAUAUUCCACAUGAGGGAAAAACAAAUACCUGUCGAUAGUGUUGAAUGCAAAGAGCCAAUUCAAGCCUUUGCGUGGGAGCCCAUUGGUUUGAAGUUUGCCAUGAUUCACGGCGAAACGCCCAACAUCAAUGUUAGUUUUUAUGAAGUCAGAAUAGGGCAGGCCCCCAUUCUAUUGAAGAAGUUUGAAAAGAGGGCUUGCAACCAUUUGUUCUGGUCACCUGGCGGUCAGUUCAUUGUUCUCGCAGGAUUGGGAUCGAAUGGAGGUGGUUCAUUGGAAUUUGUUGAUACUAACGAAUUUUUGGUCAUGAAUACCACCGACCACUUCCAAAUGUCUGAUGUAGAAUGGGAUCCGACUGGAAGAUAUGUUAUAACAGGGGUUUCAUAUUGGAAGACCAAAGUUGAUACAGGCUACUGGAUUUGGUCAUUCCAAGGAAAAAUUCUGAAACGUUAUAAUUUGGAAAAAUUUGCUCAAGUUUUAUGGAGACCCAGGCCACAGACGCUACUGUCUGAAGAAAAACAAAAGGAAAUCAAGAAAAAUCUUAAAAAAUACUAUCCACAGUUCGAGAGUAAGGAUAGGAUGAGAAUGUCGAAAGCCUCUAAGGAAUUGCUUGAGAAGAGGGCUGCUUUGAUAGAAAAGUUCAACGAAUACAGAAAAGCGAGGAUUGCGGAAUAUAUUGAGAAUAAGCCCAGGCGGUUGGCACUUAGAAAUAAUAUAGACACAGACGAGCUAAAUGCUCAUAAAGAAAAUGUUGAGGAGGAAGUUGUCGAGUUCUUUAUCAAGGAAGAAAUCACGGUGAUCGAUUAAAACAUUUUUGUUUUGUGGUUUUUCCCUGCUUGUGCUUUUUAGCACAUACAGGGAGAUUUUUUGAGUCUAACAUCUAUAAAUAGCCCAUAUUUAUCACUUGAUCUCUGCUGCAUUCAGAGCUCUGUUCAUUAUUAUACUUUUCUUGUACUGUACUGGUUCUAUCUUGUUCAGUCAAUUAAAGAUUUAUAUUUUUGACGUUAUGUAUUAUUUUAACAGGUUGUACUUGAAAGACAUUGUUCACUACCUGGUUAUAGAAAUAGAUUAUUUCUUAACA
Molecule: messenger RNA, 2471 nt
Organism: Leptinotarsa decemlineata (Colorado potato beetle)
Lineage: Eukaryota; Metazoa; Arthropoda; Insecta; Coleoptera; Chrysomelidae
Gene: eIF3b
Product: eukaryotic translation initiation factor 3 subunit b
Biological process (GO): translational initiation
Cellular component (GO): eukaryotic translation initiation factor 3 complex
Molecular function (GO): translation initiation factor activity; translation initiation factor binding; RNA binding
Source: RefSeq, a predicted model, not a curated record